AUGGCAGAACGAGACAGUGCAACCGCUCAGAAGACCAGACGGCAGUCCCUGAAUCUGCCACCCCAAGGUUAUUUAUCUGCUUCCUCCUCCAGUACUCGACUGAACAGCAAAGGGACACUCCCUCAAGGCAUUAAGGAAGGACAAAAAGAAACCCCUCUUCGACGGAGCGCCCGUUUGGACCGCUUAAUUGAGGUUGAUGAGACUCAACUAAACGCCGGCCAGCGGCCUCUACUAUCUCCAGUUAGCGACAUCAAAAGACCUAAUCGUGCGCACCCAUCUCCUGCCCUUCUACCAUCGAAGUCUCCAAAGCGGAAACGAGAAACUGAACAGCAACCAAACCCACCCUCCCCCAAACGGCCGCGAACAUCUUGUCCGACACCCUCUCUUCAGGGCGUUGAUCCUGUUACGUAUUGGACGCAGACAUACUACUGGCCGCAAGGAUAUUUCAACAGGGAAUGUGGCGAAAUGAGUCACUUAUUGGCGAGGCAGAAAUCCACCGCCUCCCUUCGCCGAAAGCGAUCGGAUAGCGAGUCUGGCGCACCCAGCACAACUACACCGAGUGACCAACAGUCAAGGGAGGAGAAGAGUGCUCCUUAUCGAGACUCACGUUACAAGAUCCUGCUCGAGGCUAUGGGAAGCUAUAUGAAAAAGUCCGAGCUAGACAUCACAAAAGAGGACAAAGUUCUCUGUCAGAACCUAUUGACGAAGGAGCAAACGACCCUCAAGGAUUCUAUAUUCUCCGAUGACGUGUUUGAGAAAGCCUGCAUAAAGUUCCAAGACAGAAAUGAGGCAAGGGUCAUCCAGGAUAUAUCUCGACUAAUCGUCCCAUCUGCGGAAACGCUGGCCACAUUGGGUGCCGAAGAUCUCGAUAAACUAAUUGAGAGCGUCAAUGAGGGUUGGAACAAUUCAAUUCCUGUUACCAAAACACGACCUCAACCAGACUACUCUGUGGGUUUCCAACGCUCUGCAUUUACGGACGACCAGCUCAAGAAACUUCAGCCAUUCGUUGGCAGCUUCAACGACCUCUCCUUCUUCAUGGGAACAUGGUACAUGUACUUUCCCUUCUUCUCGAGCGAAGUGAAGUGCGGUGCGGCCGCACUCGAGGUGGCAGAUCGACAGAAUGCACACAGUAUGACGCUCGCGGUUCGAGGAGUCGUGGAACUAUUCCGGCUCGUAAAGCGCGAGAAAGAGGUUCAUCGGAAGAUCCUUGGCUUUUCUAUCACCCACGAUCACGAGAAUGUGAGGAUUUAUGGCCACUAUCCUAUAAUUGAGGGUAAAAAGACUACCUUCUACCGUCAUCCGAUUCAUAAAUUCGACUUCACCGCACUUGAUGGGAAAGAGAAAUGGACGGCAUACAAGUUUACUAAAAACGUCUAUGAUACCUGGAUGCCUACUCACUUCAAAAUGCUUUGCUCGGCAAUCGACGCAAUACCACUCGAUAUAAAUUUUGAAGUCUCCGAGGAAUCGAAUCUGCAAUUCCCUUCAUCAUCGGGAAUUUCACAAGGUCUGGAAAGCCACCACCUUUCGGAGUCAGCGCCUACAGAUAACGACGGACUGGGCUCUCUCGGCCCCCCGGAAGUGACGCCAGAUACUUUAAUCACCCAAGUCUCAGAACCUCCGACGUUUAAGAAACCAAAGAAGAAAUGA
Molecule: messenger RNA, 1647 nt
Organism: Fonsecaea erecta
Lineage: Eukaryota; Fungi; Ascomycota; Eurotiomycetes; Chaetothyriales; Herpotrichiellaceae
Exons: 2
Coding region: 1-1647 (548 amino acids)
Source: RefSeq, a predicted model, not a curated record